UUUGAAGUUACGACAGCGAGCUCGUUUCGAGCGACGGCGAGCAACAAUAAAACAAACGAGAGGACGUCAAUGUGAGGUUGUCUCACGUGGUCUCUUCCGAGGUGAAGAGGUCACCGUGGAGCCAUGGGAGGACGCCAGAUUCCACCCGUACAAGCGAAUCGGAUGCACAGGCAGAAGCAGUGGAGUGCGCGAGCCGCCGUCAUGGCCCUGAUGGUGCUCACCGCCAUGGCGGCCGAAGGAGGCAAAUCGGACAAACAAGGCAAGAAGGAGCGCAAGUCGGACUGCGGCGAGUGGCAGUGGAGCGUUUGCGUGGCCAACGAGGGCGACUGCGGCCUGGGAACCCGCGAGGGGACGCGCACCGGCACCGACUGCAAGCAGACCAUCAAGACGCAACGCUGCAAGAUCCCCUGCAACUGGAAGAAGAAGUUCGGAGGGGAGUGCAAGUACGACUUCCAGGCAUGGGGGGAGUGCGACAUGACCACGGGCAAGAAGAACAGGACGGGCGUGCUGAAGAGGGCGCUCAUGGACGCCACCUGUGCCCCCACGGUCACGGCCAGUAAGCCCUGCGGGAAGAUUCCCAAGGCCAAGCUGCAAGAUGCUAAGAAGCAGAAGAAAGAAGGCAAGAAGCGAGAGCGUGGUCAAAUGGACUAAUGAAGACGAUGAUGAAGACACAGUGGAGGACGAUGGACGAGGAGGGCGGAGUCGACUAUGCCCCAUAGGCUGCAGCGGGACAACGCCCGUGCAAAUAAGACUCGUAGUGUUUAUAAUUAGUGUUAUCUAGAAACAAAGACAUUAGAUUUAAUCACUAAAUCAGCACCAAUCCACUGGAUUAUUUUUUUCCUCUUCUUUUGCUGCUUUUUAUUUGUUGUUACCUCAAUUUCCCCGAUUUAAAAAAAAAAACAAACAAACAAAAAAAAAAACAAAAAAAAAAAAAUGUUUUUUUAAUUCUAUUAAUUCUCAAUCAAGUUAACGUCCCUUCCAACCCAAAACCCCCUUCCUUCGUUUCCGCAGAAUGCAAAUAAAGGAAUAAAAGAAGA
Phyllopteryx taeniolatus (common seadragon) is the source of this 1037-nucleotide messenger RNA. It is a transcript of the gene ptn, whose product is annotated as pleiotrophin. The record is from RefSeq and is a predicted model, not a curated record. NCBI's taxonomy places the organism in Eukaryota, Metazoa, Chordata, Actinopteri, Syngnathiformes, Syngnathidae. The transcript has 5 exons. The coding region runs from base 124 to 651 and encodes 175 amino acids. Gene Ontology annotation, molecular function: growth factor activity.